UUCAAACCCUCAGUGAAAGCCUCCAUUGCCCCUUGAGCUAUGGCUGUGGUGUUGCCCAUGGCCCCGGCUCCUGCAGACCCCCUCCCCACAGUCUCAGAGGAGUCUGCUGAUGUGUCCAUGAAGGAGGCGGCGGAGGAGGAGGAGCUGUGCCAGGCGUUCUCUGAUACGCUGCUCAUGGUGCAGGAUGUGGACGAGGAGGACGGGGACCUGCCGCAGCUCUGCUCAGAAUAUGUCAAAGAUAUCUACAGCUACCUGCACGUCCUGGAGGUGGAGCAGGCUGUACGACCUGACUACAUGCAGCAUUAUGAGAUCACUGAGCGCAUGCGGGCUCUCCUGGUGGACUGGCUGGUCCAGGUGCACUCCAGGUUCCAGCUGCUGCAGGAGACUCUGUACCUCACAGUUGCCGUCAUGGAUCGAUUCCUCCAGGUCCAGCCGGUCUCUCGCAGGAAGCUGCAGCUUGUCGGUGUGACGGCCAUGCUGGUGGCCUGUAAAUACGAGGAGAUGUACGCUCCAGAGGUGGGAGACUUCGCCUACAUCACAGACAACGCCUUCACAAAGGCUCAGAUUCUGGUGAUGGAGCAGCUGAUUCUGAGGGCCCUCAACUUUGAGCUGGGACGCCCUCUUCCUCUGCACUUCCUGAGACGGGCUUCCAAAGUGUCAAAUUCUGAUGUAGAGAGACACACGCUGGCCAAGUACCUGAUGGAGUUGACGCUCCUUGACUACAACAUGGUGCACUAUCAGUCCUCUGAGAUCGCUGCUGCUUCUCUGGCGCUCUCCCAGCUGCUGCUGGUAGCCCUGCCCUGGUCUCCUCAGCAGCAGCACUACUCCACUUAUGACGCCGCCCACCUGAAGCCCAUCAUGCAGCACAUCGCCAAAAACAUAGUGAUGGUCAACGAGGGGAAGACAAAGUUCCAGGCUGUGAAGAACAAGUACUCGAGCAGCAAGCUGAUGAAGAUCAGCCUCAUCCCUCAGCUGAACUCGUCCAUCGUCAAGACCAUGGCGGCCGCUCUGCUCAGCAAUCCUUGAGAACUUUGUUACAUCAUCAGUGGACGUUUCAUUUGCACUUUAUUUAAUAUUGAUCGCAAUCUGUGGAAACUACACUUCAAAUGUUUUUAUUUGAGCAAAGUUCAGAAUUUUAGCCACUGUUUUUACUUUUUAUACGGAUGAUGUUUUGACGAAACUCUUUACGGUACAUCGGAUGUUCCUCCAAUGCACCUUGAACUGCAGUUCCAAGCUAGCGUUUAGAUGAUGCAUCGCUUCCAAUCAGAAGUUGUGUGCACCAAGACUGUUCUUUCUAGUUUGUGUUGACCAUCUGAUUUCUUAAGUCUACCUCAUGAGUAUUGUGUUUUUGCUUUCUUAAAAUACACUUUAAGAUAAUUACUGUUGUAUCAUGCUUUUUUUUU
Molecule: messenger RNA, 1403 nt
Organism: Gymnodraco acuticeps
Lineage: Eukaryota; Metazoa; Chordata; Actinopteri; Perciformes; Bathydraconidae
Product: G2/mitotic-specific cyclin-B2-like
Exons: 6
Coding region: 40-1026 (328 amino acids)
Biological process (GO): regulation of cyclin-dependent protein serine/threonine kinase activity; mitotic cell cycle phase transition
Cellular component (GO): nucleus; cyclin-dependent protein kinase holoenzyme complex; cytoplasm
Molecular function (GO): cyclin-dependent protein serine/threonine kinase regulator activity
Source: RefSeq, a predicted model, not a curated record